Messenger RNA from Caenorhabditis angaria, 1508 nucleotides. NCBI's taxonomy places the organism in Eukaryota, Metazoa, Nematoda, Chromadorea, Rhabditida, Rhabditidae. The record is from the annotation of a GenBank genome assembly.
AUGAUUGGAAUGGUAAAUGUUCAGGCUGAUACGCCAUUAGAUUAUUAUGCAUCAGCUCCAGCUUUAACUCGAGAUACUUCACAAAGAAAAAGAGGAGAUAGCGAAUCUGUAUCAUGUAAGUUUAUUUUCAAAGUAAUCUGGAAAUAAUUUCCCACGUGACAAAUUGAACUUUCAUUUCUCAUGAAUUACGUAAUUCAACCCGGUAAUUUUCCAAAAAUAAAUAAUCGGAUUAAAUUACUCGAAUCAUUUGACGCAAUAAUCAAAUCAUUCAAUCAUUUUCAUUUUUGUAGCUUCUCGUCAUGGUUCAACUAAAAGAACUCCAUCGUGGAGACCAUUGUUCAGUGGAUCCAAGAAAAAAGCAUCAAAACCGAAAUAUCUUCAAGAUGGAAGAAAAAAGACAGAAGAAAAACAAGAUGAACCAAACAAAUUGUGGGAAGAACUUGUGCUUCGCUCAUUUGCACAUAAAAUUGAGCAAGAAAUCGCCUCACCAACUCCACUUGAAGCACACAAGAAUUUGAAUAGUGAAUUGGCUAAACUCAAAAUUCAAGGUACAAACAGAAAAUAAAUUUUCUUGACGUGAUAAAUAAUCAAAAUGUAUUUUUCAGAUAAAUCAUUUUAUCGUUCCACAUAUUCGUUGGUCAGCCCAACUCGAAUUGCAAAUAUCGAAUAUGAAGAUCUUGAACAAUUUGAUGAUGAAUCAGUAGAAUCAGAAAAGAAACGAUCAAAUAGUAAUGUUGAUCGACCAAAUAUAUGUCACAUGUUUUUGCCGUUCAUCAAAAGUAUAAAAGGAAAUAAGAAGAAAAACUCGGUUUCUAGUUUGAAUAACAACGAUGAAACAAAAGAAUCGGCUUAAUUUGAAACAUUUACUUUGGCAUUUUACCCCUAAUAAUCAUAAAUAAAUAAAUGAAAUAAUCGUUCAUGUGAUUUUUGUUAUUUUUGUCAAGUAUACAGUACUUAAUUCAAUAAACAUGAUACAAAACUAUACAUCGGAAAGAUGAGACUCGCAGAUAUUCUGUUGCUUUCAGUUAUUGAUGUUUUUAGUAUUUUUAGUAUUUUUUCAUAAUCUUCUGGGUGCUCAUUUUUCAAGAAAAAACCUCACUCACCUCAAAUAAUAUUUCCUCAUUGAUCAAUCAAAAAUCAUUCCACUUGCCCUUUGAAGUGAAUCAUAUGUCUCAAUAUAACUCGUUUUUUUAGUUCCAUAUAAAAUUGAAUCUGAUCUUCUUUUUCAUAGUUCCAAUAUUUGCUUUUCGAUAUCAAAUUUAUUUUUUAUUGCCAGUCGAAUUUUUAAUGUGUGAAAACCUUCUUCUCGAAAACUUUCCCAAAUUCAUAUUUCAUUUAUAGACGGGGGAACAUCGAUGUAUAUUCGAACAUUGAUUGUUGUCAUGUGCCUUCUUAUUGUAAAUGUUAUUUGUCGAAUGAACUUCUAUCCAUACGCCGGAAUUCCAGAUUAUAUGCGUAAAACGUAUCCUUAUAUACAAUUUGGCACUGAUCGACGAGCUGUUUCCUGA